AGUAUUAGUGCAUGGUUCCGUGUAAAGUGAACACAUUCUGCAUCCCGUGUUUUUUGGAAAAAUUAUACAGGUAGCAAAGAGACUAAUUCACCUUUGGCUUUGUGGCAAUAUACCCAUUACAUCCUUCUUUUCCCUCGGAAAGGAAGCAGCAGGAGGUCAGAGCGUUCCGGGUGCUUGCUGACAUGGAGAGCAAUUCCUCACUCCUGACGUUUCUCCUACUGAUGUGCUCCAUCAGCAGCAGCUGUCCAUUUCCAUAUUCAGUGUUUUUGAGAAAAGACGAAGCACACGAGGUGCUGAAAGUCCAUAAACGUGCUAACUAUUUUCUGGAAGAGAUUCGUCCAGGGAACUUGGAGAGAGAAUGCAGUGAGGAAAAGUGUUCGUUUGAGGAGGCUAAGGAGAUCUUCCAUUCGCAGGAGAAAACGAUGGAGUUUUGGUUUAAUUACAAAGGUUUAAAUCCGUGUAGCACAAACCCCUGUAACAAUGGUGGAGUCUGCAAAAUAAGACACUACAAUUACUUCUGCAUCUGCCCCCCAAAAUUUGGAGGAGACAACUGUGAAAGUGAGAAGCUGGAAUGCUGGUACAAGAACGGAGGGUGCUGGCAGUACUGCAGGGAGAGCAGCAGCGCCUUGCAGGUGGCGUGUUCCUGCGCCAAGGAUUACACCCUGCACGAGGACGGGAAGAGAUGCACGCAGGCAGCACCGUUUCCGUGUGGCCUGAUCAAAGCCAGGCAGGCUCUGGAGUGGCGGCUGGGGCAGAACAGGCUCCCGAGGGGACUGGGCGAGCACGGGGGUGACAUGGCCAAGUGGAAUGAGAGCAGAGAGGGCACAGUUAGGCAAACGGAGCUGGUACAAAGUGCUUUUGGGGAAAAUGAGACCUUAAAGGAUGACUUUGGGCAGAGCAUGCACAUGGAGGGUGAUGCUGGACAAACUGAGGCUGCAGGAGAUGUUUCCAGCUGGAACAAGACACUGGUGGACCCUGUGACCCAGAAGUGGCUGGGAGACAGUGCUGCUGGGCAGGAGGGGGAUGUCCCCGAGCACCCCGGGGCAGCGGAGGUGACCAGUGAGCCCCAGGGCCCUGCCUGGCAGAGCACGGCCGCGGCAAGGCAGGGAGAAAUGGUGGAAGAUGCUGCUGGGUGGAACAGAACGGGGAGCGCCCGCAGCGUGCCCAGUGGGCUCAGCCAGAGCAGCCACGGGGGAAACGUUUCAGACAGGCCUCAGCAUGUCCAGCUGACCGUCAGCUCCACUCCAGAGCACCAGGACGCCAGGGUGACGGGAGGAACUCUUUGUCAGCGUGGACAUUGCCCCUGGCAGGUUUUGAUCCGGAAUAGUAAAGAUAUUGGCUUCUGUGGAGGGAGUUUAAUCAGCAGUCGCUGGGUGGUCACUGCUGCUCACUGCCUGGAUCUCGUCAGGCCCCACCACGUGACCGUAGGAGACUUUGACAAAUACCGAAGAGAAUUCAAAGAGCAGAAGAUUGGUGUGGAACGGAGCUGGACGCAUCCCCAUUACGAUUCAAACGACUACAACAGCGACAUCGCCUUGUUGUACUUGAGCAGCGAGGUUGUUUUUAACGAGUAUGUAAUUCCCAUCUGCCUUCCAAGCCCCAGCCUGGCCACCCUGCUCUCUGAAGAAGGAAGGAUAGGGACGGUAAGCGGGUGGGGUGUCACUCACACCAGAGGCUCGACUCUGCGCUUCCUCAUGAAAGUCCAGCUGCCCAUCGUGAACAUGGAGACCUGCCAGCGGUCAACAGACAGGCUCGUCACCGACAACAUGUUCUGCGCAGGUUACCACACGGCCGGUGCAGACGCCUGCAAAGGGGACAGCGGUGGCCCCUUCACGGUGCCUUACCACAACACCUGGUUUCUCCUGGGCAUUGUAAGCUGGGGCGAGGGCUGUGCUGAAAGAGGAAAAUACGGUGUAUACACCAGGGUAUCCAACUACAUCCCAUGGAUUAAAGAGGUUGUUGAAAGUGUAGCAGAUUCAGAAAACCUUUCCAUUAACUUUUUGUAAUACCACCCCUUUAAAACCACGAAUAAUUCUAAUAGUGUACCAGUCUAAGACACAG
Falco peregrinus (peregrine falcon) is the source of this 2061-nucleotide messenger RNA. Its product is annotated as coagulation factor IX-like. The coding region runs from base 183 to 2006 and encodes 607 amino acids. Gene Ontology annotation, cellular component: extracellular region. Gene Ontology annotation, biological process: proteolysis. NCBI's taxonomy places the organism in Eukaryota, Metazoa, Chordata, Aves, Falconiformes, Falconidae. Gene Ontology annotation, molecular function: calcium ion binding; serine-type endopeptidase activity. The record is from RefSeq and is a predicted model, not a curated record. The transcript is spliced from 9 exons.